Molecule: messenger RNA, 1611 nt
Organism: Letharia columbiana
Lineage: Eukaryota; Fungi; Ascomycota; Lecanoromycetes; Lecanorales; Parmeliaceae
Exons: 1
Coding region: 1-1611 (536 amino acids)
Molecular function (GO): metal ion binding; ATP binding
Source: RefSeq, a predicted model, not a curated record
AUGCUCGACGCCCGCUCACCCUAUCGUUUUCAUUUCGCCCAGAACGCCUCCCUUGUCGCCCUUUCACUCCUGCUCCUCCCGUUCUCUACACUCCUCCUCUUCGCCAGUGUUGUCGCUCGACCUUUCCUUAGCAACGAAGAUGCUGCAAGGAAGCGCAUCCGGCGCAGCGCCAGUGGCGGGAACUCCAGUUUCCGCCCUAAGACAAUCAUCGUCACAGGCGUUGGCAUGACAAAGGGCUUGUUCCUAGCAAGAGCUUUCUACAAAGCGGGCCACAAUGUCAUCGGCGCGGACUUCGAGCCCAACGGGAUACCAGUUUGUGGGAGGUUCAGUAAGGCGGUACGGACGUUCUACAGCUUGCCUAAACCAAAUGAGAAAUCCGGGGCGGCGUACUACAUUGAUGCUCUGCUACACAUUGUGAGGAAGGAGAAGGUGGACCUCUGGGUCAGCUGUUCAGGUGUUGCAUCCGCGGUAGAAGAUGGGCAGGCGAAAGAGGUGCUGGAGAGGAGGAGUGACGUGCGGUGCAUACAGUUCGACGUCUUGACCACGCAGAUGCUCCAUGAGAAAGAUACCUUCAUCGCCCAAACCCAGCGGAUUGGCCUCCCUACCCCAGAGACGCACAACGUGACCAGCAGAGCCGCGGUGCAUAGAGUGCUACAUGAGAGCCCGAAGACGAAGAAGCAAUAUAUCAUGAAAAGCGUGGGCAUGGAUGAUGCAUCGAGGGGCGAUAUGACGGUGCUGCCGAAGAGGACCGUCAGUGAGACAUACAACCACGUCUCAGCGAUACCCAUAUCUGGGAAGAAGCCGUGGGUGCUACAACAGUUUAUCAAGGGGAGAGAAUACUGCACCCAUGCUCUGAUUGUCAAUAACGAGGUCAAAGCUUUCGUCGCCUGCCCUUCCUCGGAGCUUCUCAUGCACUACGAAGCAUUGCCUUCCGACUCGGCACUCAGUUGUGCCAUGCUACGCUUUACAGAGGAGUUUGUGCAGAGAAGCGGAAGCAACAUGACAGGGCAUCUAUCUUUCGACGUCCUAGUCGAGGAGGUGGUGUCAGAGAAGGGCGCGCAGUUGGCGCUCUUGCCCAUCGAAUGCAACCCGCGAGCUCACACCGCCGUGGUCCUUUUCCAGGGUCAAGAGAAGGCCAUGUCGGAGGCGUAUCUCACCGCUUUGACGCCACAAAUCAACGGCACGAGCGAGCGGCCACUCACGAAUGGCUCCCCUGACGCACAGCCCGAUACCUACGCACCCGUCACGCCAACGAAAAUCCGGCCAAACAUCAACGGCUACACCCGCUCACGACCCGAGUCCUCCGCACCCGUCACGCCCGCCAACCCGGCGCGUUACUACUGGCUCGGCCACGAUCUCGUCACCCUCCUUCUCCUACCCCUCCUCUCCCUCCUCUCCGGCCACAUCACCAUAUCUGCCUAUCUGCACGGCUGCAGGACGUUUCUGGAGCAUGUGCUGCUGUGGAGAGACGGCACGUUUGAGCUCUGGGAUCCCCUGCCGGCGUGGUGGCUGUAUCAUGGUUACUGGCCCGGGCAGUUCUUGGCGGCGCUGGUGGAGCGGAGGAAGUGGAGUCGGGUUAAUGUGUCUACUUGUAAGAUUUUUGGGUGUUGA